This is a messenger RNA of Panicum virgatum (switchgrass), 2490 nucleotides long. RefSeq names its product E3 ubiquitin-protein ligase COP1-like. Gene Ontology annotation, molecular function: ubiquitin protein ligase activity; protein binding. Gene Ontology annotation, biological process: proteasome-mediated ubiquitin-dependent protein catabolic process. The transcript has 13 exons. Bases 159 to 2222 code for a protein of 687 amino acids. The record is from RefSeq and is a predicted model, not a curated record. NCBI's taxonomy places the organism in Eukaryota, Viridiplantae, Streptophyta, Magnoliopsida, Poales, Poaceae.
CACACCCACAGAACCCAAUUCCCUCGCGCUUCCUCUUCCCCCUCCCGCAUCACACAUCCCCCCCACCAGGCCACCACCACCACCACCACCCACCGCCUGAUCCCGUAUGCAAUUAUUCGCACCCGGACGCCACCGCCCCCACCACCACCGCAUCCGCCAUGGGCGACUCCUCGGUGGCCGGCGCGCUCGUGCCGUCCGUGCCCAAGCCGGAGGCCGCGCCGUCCGGUGACGCCUCCGCGGCGGCGCUGGCGCUGGCGGAGGAGGCGGGCACGCGCGCGGCGUCGGCGUCCCCGCAGGGCCCGGCGGAGGAGGGGGAGGGACCCGCCGACAGGGACCUCCUCUGCCCGAUCUGCAUGGCGGUCAUCAAGGACGCCUUCCUCACCGCCUGCGGCCACAGCUUCUGCUACAUGUGCAUCGUCACGCACCUCAGCCACAAGAGCGACUGCCCCUGCUGCGGGCACUACCUCACCAAGGCCCAGCUCUACCCCAAUUUCCUCCUCGACAAGGUUCUGAAGAAAAUUUCGGCCCGGCAAAUUGCUAAAACAGCAUCACCAAUCGAUCAAUUUCAAUAUGCAUUGCAACAGGGAAACGAAAUGGGGGUUAAAGAGUUAGAUAGUCUUAUGACUUUGAUUUCUGAGAAGAAGCGGCAAAUGGAACAACAAGAAUCAGAGACAAAUAUGCAAAUAUUGUUAGUCUUCUUGCACUGCCUUAGAAAGCAAAAGCUGGAAGAGUUGAAUGAGAUUCAAACUGAUCUACAGUACAUCAAAGAAGAUAUAGGCGCUGUGGAGAGACAUAGGUUAGAAUUGUAUCGCACAAAAGAAAGGUACUCCAUGAAGCUGCGCAUGCUUUUGGAUGAUCCUGCUGCACAAAAAAUGUGGCCCUCUCCUAUAGACAAAGCUAGCAGUCUCUUUCUUCCCAAUUCUCGGACACCACUUAGCGCAUCAUGCCCAGGAAGUUUACAGAAUAAGAAGCUUGAUUUGAAAGCUCAAGUAAGCCACCAAGGAUUUCAAAGGAGAGACGCUCUAACUUGUUCAGACCCUCCAAACUCCCCUAUACAAUCGGGUAACAUCAUUGCUAGGAAGAGGAGAGUUCAAGCACAGUUUAAUGAGCUUCAAGAAUACUACCUGCAAAGACGGCGCACUGGAGCACAGGCACGCAGGCAAGAAGAAAGAGACAUUGUUGCAAUGAACAGAGAAGGUUAUCAUGCAGGUCUUCAGGAUUUCCAGUCUGUGCUAACAACAUUCACUCGAUACAGUCGUCUACGUGUCAUCGCGGAACUAAGGCAUGGAGACUUGUUUCACUCUGCCAAUAUUGUAUCAAGCAUUGAAUUUGAUCGUGAUGAUGAACUAUUCGCUACUGCUGGCGUCUCGAAGCGUAUUAAAGUUUUUGAAUUUUCUAGUGUUGUUAAUGAGCCAUCAGAUGUGCAUUGCCCGGCUGUUGAAAUGGCUACGAGAUCUAAACUUAGUUGCCUCAGCUGGAACAAGUACUCAAAAAAUGUUAUCGCAAGCAGUGACUAUGAGGGUAUUGUAACUGUUUGGGAUGUCCAGACCCGUCAGAGUGUGAUGGAGUAUGAAGAGCAUGAGAAGAGAGCGUGGAGCGUUGAUUUUUCUCGUACAGAACCUUCAAUGCUAGUAUCAGGGAGUGAUGAUUGCAAGGUGAAAGUGUGGUGCACAAAACAAGAAGCAAGCGUGAUCAAUAUUGAUAUGAAAGCAAAUAUUUGCUCAGUUAAAUAUAAUCCUGGGUCAAGCUUCUAUGUUGCAGUCGGAUCUGCUGAUCACCAUAUUCAUUACUUUGAUUUACGUAAUCCAAGUGCACCUGUCCAUGUUUUUGGUGGGCACAAGAAGGCAGUAUCGUAUGUUAAAUUCUUAUCUAACAAUGAGCUUGCGUCUGCAUCAACAGAUAGCACAUUACGGUUAUGGGAUGUCAAGGAUCAUUGCCCGGUACGGACGUUUAGAGGGCACAAAAAUGAAAAGAACUUUGUUGGGUUGUCUGUGAACAGUGAGUAUAUUGCUUGUGGAAGUGAAACAAAUGAGGUUUUUGUUUAUCACAAGGCAAUCUCAAAACCUGCAGCGAGCCAUAGAUUUGUAUCCUCUGACCUGGGCGAUGCUGAGGAUGAUCCUGGUUCUUAUUUCAUUAGUGCUGUCUGCUGGAAGAGUGAUAGCCCUACCAUGUUAACUGCUAACAGCCAGGGAACGAUUAAAGUUCUUGUACUUGCUCCUUGAUGUUACCAAGGGGUUACAGCCAGCUUGUAUAUCUUAUUAGGAUUUUGAGGGAUUUCGUGCCAUUAUAUUCCCUAAGUGGGAUUUGGAGCAUCAUUGAUCUCCGGUUUAGGGCACGAAGUUUUGGAGCUGGUCACCUGACGUAGGAUUUUGAGGUUUCAGAAUGUGCAUAAUCAUUGUUAUGUUGUAUAGGUGUAAAAGCAGCGAAGUUAUUGAUUACAAGUGUAACAUGAGAAAUACACCUUAAUAAAAUCCAUUAUUUCUACAUUGA